AUGAGACUUCUCAAUAUCUCGAGGGAGCACGAGUUCAGGUUCAAGAUGAACGCGUAUGCGAUCGACCGUGCGAAGAAUCCGGCUGACCGAGUAGCCCAGGCUCAGGCGAGUGCUUUCAUGGCUGCUGCGGACCUUGUAUGUGGCCGGCCAGGGAUCCGUGAGAAGGAGUGGCAGACUAUUGAGGAAAGGCACUAUAGCUCAGAGUGCUUGGUCGGCUCUGGCAAGGACGCCAGUGUGAGAGCAUGGCCGACCCGGGGAUGUGCGGCGUAA
This is a messenger RNA of Fulvia fulva, 270 nucleotides long. RefSeq lists its product as uncharacterized. Lineage: Eukaryota; Fungi; Ascomycota; Dothideomycetes; Mycosphaerellales; Mycosphaerellaceae. The coding region runs from base 1 to 270 and encodes 89 amino acids. The record is from RefSeq and is a predicted model, not a curated record. The transcript has 2 exons.